Messenger RNA from Uranotaenia lowii, 879 nucleotides. Its product is annotated as caspase-7-like. Gene Ontology annotation, biological process: proteolysis; apoptotic process. Bases 124 to 858 code for a protein of 244 amino acids. NCBI's taxonomy places the organism in Eukaryota, Metazoa, Arthropoda, Insecta, Diptera, Culicidae. The transcript has 4 exons. Gene Ontology annotation, cellular component: cytoplasm. The record is from RefSeq and is a predicted model, not a curated record.
CCGAGUACCACUUAUGUGGCAUUCUUUCCUAAAACGAAUAUAGUGUACAAGUUAGACUACUAUAAAUUAGUUUGAGUUUUCGGUUAUGUUUUAGAUGGAAAAUAGAUGUGUCAAUAAUCACAAAUGGGGAACACUUACUCAUUAGAUAAAGAUGCAUACGUGUUGAUUUUUCACCAUAAUCAAUUCAAAAAUACAGGAAUGAACCGCCAGGGUGACGAAAAAGAUGUAGAACGUUUGAAAGUUUUUUUCGAUAACUAUAAGGCAAAAACUGAAUUUAAGGCCAAUCAAACUGUGAAAAAUGUGAAGGAAACGAUGCGGAUGACAAAGGAAAUGGAUUUUUCGAACUACUCAUGUUUGAUAAUGAUUAUAAUGAGCCAUGGGAAAAAACAUGGGAUAAUUGAAGCCUACGAUGGAACUUAUGACUUCGAAAAUGAUGUAGUUGAACUGAUUUUGGCGAACAACACCCUGAAGAAUAAACCGAAGUUAUUUUUUGUUCAAUCAUGCAAGGGCGAUGGGAGGAUGGAAAUUGACAGUACUUCUUACACAACGAACAAAAAUGAUAUCCUCAAGUGUUUUAGCGCAUAUGAAGGCACUGUAUCUUAUCGAGACCCUAAUACAGGAUCAAUAUUUAUUCAGAAAUUGUUUAACUUGAUUGACUCCAAUCCUAAUAAGGAAAUAAGAGAGUUGAUGAACAUGUUAAGAGAUGAAUUGGUUUCCGAAAAAAUUCCUCAGGCACCAACGGACACAUCAACAUUAACAAAAAAGUUCUAUUUCAGUGCAUUGAAAAAAAAAUCAGUCGGAAUGAUGGUAUCAAGUAUCUCUGCAACAUUUUUAGCUUUAUUAUGGUUAUGGCUAUAAGAAUAAAGCGCAUUCUGUAAC